AUGAUUUCAAAACUAUCAAGAAUUUCGUUCAUUUGCAUUGCUAUCUUUCUCAUUCCGAGAAACAUAGCUGUUGUACAUCAACCACAAACAUUUUCAUCAACAGAUUCGUCUACGGUUGAUUCUGGGCAAGAACCUCCCGAAGGUUAUUAUGCUUUUAUCGAAGCUCCCAGAAUGGAACCACCUAAAGUCCGUUCUCCACCUUACUUCAAAUCUAACAAAUUGUGUCCAGGGGUCAACAAGAAUCCAUCAGCAAAAACAUUGAAUAAUCUAUGCGGAGAUCUCAAUAAAGGGUUUUUGCCAGUGAACCCAAUGAAGCAAAACGUUUUAGGAUCACCAUACCCGUUUGAGUUAGUGAAGAAUAAAACAUUAGAAUUCUUCAGCAGAACAUUACCAAUACUCAAAGCAGACGAAACUAUACCAAAAGUAGCCAAAUAUGUGCCACCUGAAUCGUAUUACCAAAGUAGUACGACCCAAAAAUACUUACAAGGAAAACCUUUUCGGCGAAGAGCUAAGUACACAAAUACAGAUUCUCUUGAUGAUGUAAACAUGGACGACGAAGAUGUUCCUAUAAAUUCUCAAAAUAGUACUAGACAUUCAAGAAAAUUUUGUGACACCAGCGGUGGAGUAUUUUGCAUGCUCUAUAAAGUAAUACAAGGACAAGCACUGUCCGGACUUAUGGCUCAACGGCGAACUGAACAAUUAGAAUAUAGAACACGUGACCCGGUUCAUGCUGCUGGUAGUGUUAUGGAUGGGCCACCCACUCCCUGUCCUGCCAAGGUAGAAUAUGCUACACCAGUAUUUGCGCGGAACUACCAGGGUAUGUGGCGAUAUGUAGUGCAAAUUCCGUACGAAGGAUAUUUUACCCAAACCGUAGAGGUGACUAAGUGCACUCAAACUAAAUGUCAUUACAUAGAGGGAGGAUGUCUGUCAUCACCGAGAUGGGUAAGCCUGUUGGUUGCAGAGGUUUACUAUCCAGACACUUAUUUACCAUCUGCUUCUAACAAUCGAAGAUUGCCAGUACCACCACAACAACAAGGUAUGUACAGAACACAGGCACAAGGAGAUGAUCCACCUUCAGUACAAGACUUUCAAAACUACCAGCAAUAUUUACAUAAACGUGCUACUCAAGGUGCUCCUGACCCUUUGCCCUCCCAAUCAUCUACUUCGACAUCGAAGAAAAAGCCACAUUGUGACGGUAUUGACGAACUCGGAUGUUUUCAAGUGAGACUUUACUAUGACUGGUUUUUGAUUCCUGGAAGUUGCAAAUGCUGGAGACCAGAUUAUUUUGCAAGAUAUGUAAAAAGAAAAUCAACAUCGCCUGAACUGUAA
Molecule: messenger RNA, 1329 nt
Organism: Macrosiphum euphorbiae (potato aphid)
Lineage: Eukaryota; Metazoa; Arthropoda; Insecta; Hemiptera; Aphididae
Source: the annotation of a GenBank genome assembly